AUGCAACAUCCUGGCAAGACGAAUCUGCCUCAUGCCUACGUCCAUACAUUCAGGAUUGGUGAGCCUUCGGGUUGUAACAGAGAAAAGGACAACAGUGUCUCUACUGAACUAACCCCUGGUGGGCAAGCCUCGUUGGCAUCUCUUUUGGACAAUGCUACGCCAGUGGAAUGUUGCAACGAUGGCGCAAAAGCAGAUGCGGCUCCAUCAUCAGAUCAAUCCGACCAGCUUCCCAGCUACAUCGCACGUCUGCCAGUGGGGCUUGACGAUCACGUCGUGCAGUUGCUAUUGCACAAGGGAGCUCUUACAGUUCCCAGCAAAACGACGAUCGAUGAGUUACUGAGAGUAUUUGUCUGUCACGUAUAUCCCUUUCUGCCGGUCUUGGAUUUGGGAAAUUUCCUCGGUGCAGUAAAAGGUACCAACAGCGACCGUAUCAGCCUGCUGUUGUUUCAGGCCGUGAUGUUUGCAGGAGUCACUUUUGCAGAUCUGUCACAUUUGCAACAAGAGGGGCUUCGAACUUAUGACAAUGCUCGAAAAAUCUUUUUCGACCGGGUGAAGCUGCUGUACGAAAUGGAUGUCGAGUCAAAUCCCACGACGAUGAUACAGGUACUGCUUCUUAUGACAUACUGGUAUGGUCGGCAGAAUGAUACAAAGGGUCGGUUUUACUGGCUACGGACCGCUUUCUCUUUGGCCACUGAUAUUGGCUUGGACAGGUGGCCAAAUUCUCCAAAUCCGUCGACCCGGCAGCGAAUGAGGCGUAAGUUGUGGUAUUGCUGUCUGAUGAGGGACAAGCUUCUGUCUAUAACGGAACGGCGGCAGAGUGCGCACUGUUGCAAGACUGAGGACAUCGAGGACAUCGACCCAAAAGACUUCGAGGACGCGGCUCUUACUCAGGUAUUCAUAAAAUACAAUGUGCCUGGUCACGGGAUUGGAACACCCAGCCUGAGUCGGUUAUGCGCACAAAAGGUCAAAUUAUGCCUUAUUAUUGGACAUAUCUUCAAUUCACAAUAUGAGUUGAGUGGCGUACGGCUCGUGGAUUCGAGUGAUCCUUUCAUGGUCUUGAUCCCAAAAGCAAAAGUUCUCAGCACCGAAAGUGCUGCUCGGGACCAAGACCUUCGCAAUUGGUGGAGGGAGACUGCUUCUAUUAAAGAGGCAGCCUUAGGUCAGAAUCAUAGCCAGAAUGGAAGCUUGCUAGGCUUACAUUCUGCAACCCUCGAAAUGUUGUAUUUGACUGCACUCUGCACCGUUCAUCGCCCGUUUCUCCUCCUUGACCCACUCAAAGGCUCUGCCAACGAAGCUUUACAAAGCUUCUCCCGGAAUACUCUUCGAUCUGCCGCACGUCGAAUCUCGGAAAUUGCGAGGGAAUUGGAUGAGAGUCAUCUCCUACGGUUCAUGCCACCACUAGUUGUGGGAGCCCUUAUUGUGGCUUCUGUUCAACACUUGAAAGAUGCCCUAUCUAGUGAGGCAGAGCUUCGUGGGAUUGGAGACCUGUACCUAGGGCAGACUCUCCAAGCAUUCGCAGCAUUAAGACACAAGUACAAUUCCGCAGAUUGUGCAAUCGGUUUCAUCGAGAGCGUCAGGAGCGGCAAAAGCGUAUAUCGGACUUUCGAGUGGGAGGAUCGAGCUAACCCUCGGGCACCUGAUGAUGAACAUACAGUGAUGAGCACGGGCAGAGAGUCAAACUCCGUCACCAUCGCACAGACAGACACAAGCAGCAUUACCUCGCCGUUCAUUUCACAAGGCGCCAACGUUGAGUUGCAGAAUGGCGUCAGACAUCAUCCCAUGGACAUGUUCGGAAGCUCAUUCGAAAGCGAGGUGGACUUCAAUGUACCCGACUUUCGAUCACCAAAUUUUAACGCUAUUUCCGAGUUGCUACUCUCGGCCCCAUUUGAUGCCAACAACAUUGACUGGGCAAGGAUGGACUGGUAUGAUGUCGGAAGCACAGAGAUUUGA
This is a messenger RNA of Exophiala bonariae, 1950 nucleotides long. RefSeq lists its product as uncharacterized. Gene Ontology annotation, molecular function: DNA binding; zinc ion binding. The transcript has a single exon. Gene Ontology annotation, biological process: DNA-templated transcription. Bases 1 to 1950 code for a protein of 649 amino acids. The record is from RefSeq and is a predicted model, not a curated record. Lineage: Eukaryota; Fungi; Ascomycota; Eurotiomycetes; Chaetothyriales; Herpotrichiellaceae.